Molecule: messenger RNA, 3668 nt
Organism: Salvelinus namaycush (lake trout)
Lineage: Eukaryota; Metazoa; Chordata; Actinopteri; Salmoniformes; Salmonidae
Exons: 4
Coding region: 379-3378 (999 amino acids)
Biological process (GO): regulation of DNA-templated transcription
Molecular function (GO): nuclear retinoic acid receptor binding
Source: RefSeq, a predicted model, not a curated record
AAAAAGGAAAUCAACGGAAAUAGUUUUACGAUAGCUAACAGAGAGUUUUGGAAAGUUAAACUAUUUUCCAGUAGAAAGUAGUGCCUACCAGUGAUGUAAUAUAAAUUAGGUGAGUUAGUUGACCAGUUUAUUAGACAGUCAUACAGGGCCAAAGCAACGUAGCUAACGUUACUCUGAGCAGCACGAUGCCUCUAGGCUAGCUGACUUUCGAUGGCGCAGCUGUCAUCAAACGACGUUACCAACAGAUAUUAGCUAGCUAGCCUACGACGUUGCCAGUAAUUUCGGUUAGCCAUAAAUAUGCUUUAUAUAAAUUGUUAAGGGGUGCCCGCUGCCUUUCGGCGCUUCAAACUGAUAGGCAAGCUAACUCAUUGGAUAACGAUGAGUAACUUGAAUAUCGUGUCAUACAGUAGUCAAGGUAAAACAAUGGCAUCUCAAGGCGCGUGUCUCAGUGGGACAGGUGUCUUUUACCAAGCGAUGCCAGCUGUGGGAACCAAUGGGAGAACUGUUAUGAAUCUAAUCCCUGUUCAAAAAGUCAACGGACAGUUUGUUCGAUCACCAACGGGCACUAUAAAGGACAUUGCUGAAACUAAACGAGAUUAUACCUCGAAUGUUCCAUCAAUUUCGAAGAGUAACAUAUCUAUUUCGGGACCCACAGCUAAAGAACAAUUUGUGAAUAAAAGGCCAUUUUACGUGAGUACCUCUCCAAAUCCAGCCAAUCUGACAGGAAUAUAUCCUUCAGUGCGCAUCCAGACUCCAAUAGUAACAACAAAAGUUGCCCAAAGUGCAGGAUCCUUGACAUCACCUGAGUUUACCUGUGGGAACACAUUUGGCCAAUCACUUAUAAAUAAGAAAAAGCUGCCAGUUACUGUGAAAUCCCCAGCGCUUCCAAAUGGACAAUACCUUCAAAUUCCACCUAAUGCACAAGUCAAAACCCUCCCAGCAUCCGCACUCCCCCCAGCCAUAAAGAGACAGAUAUUUACUUCAUCAACGACCUGUGCCUCAAAUUCACCAAUGGUUCUUUAUGUGUCCCCUGUCCAAACCAUGAAGCAUAAUUAUGUACCAACAUCUCCGAAGUCAGCCCCCUCACUCAGCCGACUUCCAAGGUCAUCUGGCCAAACACUUUCUACAUGCUCUUCAACAGGCUCAAGACAGUGUUCUAUUACUGCCAAGGAUGGUAAAAGACUGGUCACUCCUAUUAAGUGGGUGAUUGAGGAGGCGGAUGGCUUACCUGCUCCAUGCCGUGUUCCUGUGAAUUCAUCUUCUAUGACCUCAGAUAUCCUGAAAACUGUGGCAGAGAUGGAAAAAGCCAGCAAAACGUGUGAUCACACAGCAAAAAACCAUUCAACUUCCCAAGAGGGUCAGACAAAAAUUGGACAAGAGAAGGACAAUGCCUUAGUGAUGUACAAUGGGAAGGUGUAUUUUGUAGCUAACAAAACCCCUGCGCUUUGUAACAGACCAUCAAAACCCUUGGAGGCCAGUAGGAGCAUGGGUACCUCCUCCACGCAGGCAAAGGAAAAUGUUGGAUUCAAUCAGAGAAUCAGCUUACCGCCCUCCCUACCCUUGUGCUCCUCAUCUGGAUCACAAUUGUCAAAUAAAACCAGACCAGACCCAAAACACAUUGUCAUACCAGAUGAAAUCAUUGACCUCUGUGACGAUGAUUCCCAGGAUGACCUCACAUGCCAGGCAAUAUCAACAAGGGAUGUAACAAGGCAACUUUUCAGACAGUCUGAAGUUGAUGAGGACGAAGACUCCAAUGUAAUAUUUGUCUCAUACCUUCCACCCAAAGCGGUGCCUAAAGUAGGUGAAGGAGAAAUGUCUCAUUUGCUGGAUGACUUCGGAGCUGAACAAGAAAUGGUACGUAGUCAAAAUAAUUUGAAUGGCCAGGUAGUGGAUAGUCAGAACAAUGUAUCUGGCCUUUCAAUAGAAAGGUGUCAGAAUGUUGGUACUGCCCACGACAUGGCAGACUGUCAAGGUAUUGCAACAGGCCAAGAGUUGAACUCCCGUCAGCAAAACAUCACUGGUCAGGAUUGGAAAAGACUGCACAUGGAAGACUUUUAUGGCAGUGCAACUGGACUCAGAAUUGAGAACAUUCAGAGUGGUGCCACCACCCAAGAAAUGGGGAACAUCCAGAAUGAUGCCACUGACCAAAGCAUUGGAAAUAGUCAGUACAAUGCCUCCACUCAAGAAAUGGAGAACAUUCCUGAAAGCACCGCUCUCCAAACAGAAAUGGAGACACACAAAAAAAAGAGCUCAUCAGAUCCCAUUCCUGAGCAGCAGACUUCCAUGUUGGACCAGGAAUCCCUGGAAACUUGUGAUCGCCUGCUGAAACAGAUGUUUGGGAUCACAUCUGAUGUGCAGAUAUGUUUGAAGAGGAUAGAUUCUAAGCCCAAGGCUAACCCUAAGGUGUUUCCUCAGAUUGGGACCACAAACAAACGUACCAUAGAGGCUAUUCGCAAAUUGUUACAGAGAUCAAUAUUUGUGACAAAAAAGAGGGUACAUAAUGAAACACAGGUCUCUGCCACAAGGAACAAUGAUAGUUGCCCAAAAAAUGCUAAAAGGCAGAAAAUAGAAAAAGUUGAAAAUGCAUUUAAAAGUUCAGAAAACCCAGAGCCCCUUACCAGUCAAACUCCUCAGCUGGACAUGCAGCCCCUUACCAGUCAAACUCCUCAGUUGAUAUUGCAGCCCCUUACCAGUCAAACUCCUCAGCUGGACAUGUUAUUUGAUGGUGAACAGAUAUUUGUUUAUGAGGAACCGACUGUCAAUUAUUUUAUUUCCACCACAGAUGAAACAGUUGUCCCUUCCAAACCUCUGCCAGAUCUCGAUCUGGUGCAUAUUUCAAAACGAAGCUCAAACUCACCCGUUUCAUCUGUCCACCCACAAACAAACACUGAAGCUAUGGAUUGCGCUCCUAGGCCCUGCUGUGGUACAGCAAGCAACAUAAAGCCAAACUCUAGAAGAAGAAGAAGGGGAAAGGGGAGAAGAUGCACUGCAUGUCCAUGUGAGGUGACUGGAACACAAGUCAAAGCAAUGAGCACAUCAUCCACUUCACAAGAGGAGCCUGAUUCAUCUAAACCACCAAACACCAGGUCCUCAGGGAACCGUACCAGUGCAGUUGCAGAGUCGACUAAACAAAAGGGGAGAAAGUCCACAAAGGCUCAAGCGAAAGAUAAAGAGAAAGCAUCUAUGGAGAUCCAAUGUCCUUCAACUAUGAGUGAGCAGGGAAGUAGUACAGCUGGAGAGAUCCCAACCAGUUAUCUCUGCUCUAUAGCACCCAUGGACCCUGAAGAAAUCAAGCGUCAUGAGAGAAUCAAACGACUGAAAGAUCUCUUGAAGGAGAAGGAAGCUGCUCUUGAGAUGAUUAGAAAGAACAUGAGCUGAGUUUGAGAGGAUGGAAUCACUUUUCAAAUUCCAUAAUGUAUUUCACAACUUUAGCCUUAUAGAACUCUUAUCCAUCAUAUUUAUGUAAUUUAAGUUUUAUUCACUGCAGGAAAUUAAUUAACUUAUUUUCAGUAUUGAAUGUUUAAUUCCAAAAUACAAUAAUUUCAGUAUUGAAAUGUAACUAACUGUCCUGUUUUUCCCAGUGGAUAAGGGUAGUGAGAGAAUAUAUUGAUGCAUUGACUAAGCAUCUUAAGAUGUUUUAGAAAAUACACUGCUCAAAAAAAUAAAGG